This is a messenger RNA of Entamoeba invadens IP1, 885 nucleotides long. RefSeq lists its product as hypothetical. The transcript has a single exon. The coding region runs from base 1 to 885 and encodes 294 amino acids. NCBI's taxonomy places the organism in Eukaryota, Evosea, Mastigamoebida, Endamoebidae. The record is from RefSeq and is a predicted model, not a curated record.
AUGAGCCGUUAUUUUAUCCCAUCAAAAUCUCCCCCGAUCACUUUGGAACGAAUUGACGUCAUUUACCCGAAACAGAAUUAUACACAACUCCAACAACUCGAAACGAACUCCCCAUCGAUUCCUAAACCACGGGCUGUGCCUAAGAAACGUGAGGGUGGGCUGUUUUUAAAAGCAACAUCAAAAGACGAUUUAAUUAAGUCGAGAGGGGAUCGAGAUGCGAUAUUCUAUAAAACGCCACCAGAAAGAGUAGCAGUGCAACACUCUUAUUGUUCUCCAAUUGCUUCCCCAAAUUCCGUGCCAUUCCACCAAAAACAAUCUGGGAGAAUCACAAAAUCUCACAAAAGCGAACAGUUUGAAAAACUCGAAGAAAUCAACGAAAACAUCAUCGAAAAAGCAGAGUCAUGCGAAGUUUCAAAAUUCAAUGACAAACCAGAAAAUGUUAUUAAUUUGGCACAACCGCCUCCAAAGUUCUUCUCAAAACAAAAAAGAGCCGUCAACACACAACUCCCUUUACCUUUGGUUGCUCCAGCUAUCAAUCCAAAGGAACAAAAUUUCGCUCAUACAAGAACCCCUGGCGGUUCAGCUAUUUUAACCGGAGAAACAAAGCAACAAAUCAUGUUUUACUCCCAACGGAAAUUACACCGAAUUGCAGAUAACUUGGUCCUCGACAAAAAAAGAAAAUACAUCACUUUGAAAGCUAAGGAAGGUAACUCAAUUCUCAAAACACCAGCACUGUCUUAUCAACAAAACUUCGCCGAUGAACAAAAGGAGGAACCACUCUUUGUACCACCAAAAACACUCCAACCACUUUCGCAAAUGAAUUUCUUGAAAGUCGGCGUGUCAAUGGUGACAACACCCCAUGGUAUAUACUUCAUGGAACACUGA